AUGGCUAUUCCUGAGCUGCUGGGGUCUGUGACCUCGGCCCAGCUUUGGAGCUUUGGCGCCCUUUUUCUAAUCCUAUCGUUCGUCAUCGAUUUCGCAAGCCACCCGCAGUAUCCAAGACAGAUUCCUGUGAUGGGCAAGGGCCAUGGGAUGCUCAACGCCUUACUCGACAGCUUUCGAUACAUCACCAACUAUCACGGGUGGGUAAGCGAUGGCUACACCAAAUUUGGCAAAAAGGGCCUGCCAUUUGUCGUGCGAUCCCCGUUGUCUCGCCCUUCAGAGGUCGUCAUCCCUCGCAACCAGAUUGGCUGGAUGAUGGAUCAGCCUGACCACAUCCUCUCAACUUAUGAUGCUCACAAUACCGUGCUAUACUCUGAAUACAACUUUUUGGGACGCCGAUUAGCCUUUGAUCCGUUCCCUAACCGCGUGAUGCACAAGUAUAUAGCACGGCAUCUAUCUACCGUCAUCCCCAAUGUGGACGACGAAAUUCAGCACGCAGUAAACACAUCGCUUGGAGACGAUACAGAAAACUGGAAGUCAAUCAAGCUGUGGAACCUCUGGCUUGAAAUCGUACCGCAUGUCACCAACAGAUUGCUCAUCGGGCCCGAGGUCUGCCGCAAUAAGCAAUUCAUCGAUGGCAUGGUCAACUUUACAAACGACGUUGUCCGCAACGGCCUCUUGCUCCAACUGCUCCCCAAAGUCCUGCAUCCCAUCUUUGGACGACUGUUUGGCAUAUCCAACUACAUCCAUUGGCGCUCGGCCAACGCUCCAGCUCAGCCGAUCAUUGAGAAGCGCCUCAAUGCGAUGCUGAAGAAAGCCGCAGGCGAUGCCGAGUAUAAGGACUACACACCACCCGAAGACUUCAUCACCUGGUUAAUCCGACAAGCUCUAGCAGACGGAAAGACGUUCGAGCUAGACCCCGUUGUUAUUUCCAAGCGACUUCUUCCCAUUGAAUUUGCCGCAAUCCACACAACCGUGUUGACAGGCCAGCUGUGGAUGCAAGACCUGCUCACCUCGGAUCCCGAAAGUGGCAUCCUGGACACGCUCCGAGCGGAAAUCAAUGCCCACAAACCCGAAUCCGGCCCCUGGACAAAGACCGCCAUUACCAACCUCGUUCGCCUCGAUUCUUCCAUCCGCGAGUCCCAGAGAGUCAGCAACUUCGCCGUCACAAUGAUCGAGCGCAAGGUUGUCGCCGACGACGGCCUGUACAACCCAGAGCUAGGCUGGACUCUCCCAAAGGGCAGCUUUGUCACCGUCAAUCUCGAAGGGACGCACCACGAUCAGGAUCUAUACAAGGAUCCUCAUUCAUACGAUCCUCUCCGCUAUUCUCGCAUUAGGGAGGCCUGGGAUGCAAAAUCAGACCAAGAGAAAAAGAGCGAGCCCGAAGAAGGUACGAAAAUACGAGGCCUCGGAAUGGUGACUACGAGUCCCCAGCAUCUGGCUUUUGGCCAUGGACGACACGCUUGGUGA
Molecule: messenger RNA, 1467 nt
Organism: Trichoderma virens Gv29-8
Lineage: Eukaryota; Fungi; Ascomycota; Sordariomycetes; Hypocreales; Hypocreaceae
Exons: 2
Coding region: 1-1467 (488 amino acids)
Molecular function (GO): heme binding; monooxygenase activity; oxidoreductase activity, acting on paired donors, with incorporation or reduction of molecular oxygen
Source: RefSeq, a predicted model, not a curated record